GCUGGCUGGUUUGUAUUUCGGUUCCCGUAGCUGUCAGUAGGCGGCGGAGUCUUGAGCCAGUGGGACGGGGAUACGCAGGGGGGGGGACACCGGUGGCUGCUGUGAAUGUGCAUAAGCUUAGAGCUUCCCCGUUACGUGAUCAAACUGAGCUAAGCGCUGAGACGAGAGAGAGCAGCAGCUUGGAUGAAAGUUUGUUCGGAUUUCGGUCCAGGGGACAUCAACCGUCAUGUUAAAGUAAAACCAAAAGGUGCGGUGCUGAACAUGCUAAGGAGAUUGGACAAGAUAAGGUUCAGAGGUCAGAAGAGAGAAGAGUUUCCAGAUUUAGCAGAGUCUCCAAAUGCUUCCGACACUGAAUGCGGAGAUGAAAUCCCAUUGAAAAUACCUCGAACAGCAGUCAGAGACAAUGAGGAACUGAAGGACCCUGCUGGUUCAGGGACCGUCAUUAUGGCUUCAGGAGUAGCGGAAUUCAACCGUACAGAAUCUGACCGACUAAAUGAGGUCAAAGGGCACCUGGAAAUCGCCUUACUGGAAAAACACUUUCUUCAGGAGGAGCUCAGGAAGCUACGGGAAGAGACACAUAUUGAAAACUUAAAGCAAGAAUUGGAAAAGGAGCGACAGAAAAGAAUAGAAUUGGAACAAAAAAUUAGUGAAGUAGUCAAAAUAAGGGCAGAUGAAACUGCUGUGCAACAACCAUCUAAAGGACCGUCUCAAACCAAUGGAGCAGACAAGCCACGGAAGUCAACAGUAUGCUCCAGAGUUCAAAAGUGGUUUUAUGAUAAGUUCGGGGAGUACAUUGAAGAUUUUCGGUUUCAACCUGAAGAGAGCACUAUAGAAACAGAGGAGCCUCUUAGUGCACGAAGGUUGACGGAAAAUAUGAGGCGAUUAAAGAGAGGUGCCAAACCUGUUACAAAUUUUGUGAAGAACCUUUCUGCCUUAUCAGACUGGCAUUCUGUCUACACUUCUGCUAUUGCCUUUAUUAUUUACAUGAAUGCUGUGUGGCAUGGCUGGGCCAUCCCAAUGUUUUUAUUUUUAGCUAUUUUGAGGUUAUCUCUAAAUUACCUCAUAGCCAGAGGAUGGAGGAUACAGUGGUGCAUUGUGCCUCAAGUUUCAGAAACCAUAGAGCCUCCAAAAGAAGAUCUAACGGUUUCUGAGAAGUUCCAGUUAGUUCUUGAUGUAGCACAGAAAGCACAGAACCUGUUUGGCAAGAUGGCUGAUAUACUGGAAAAAAUUAAGAACUUAUUCAUGUGGGUUCAACCAGAAAUAACACAGAAACUUUAUAUUUGCCUAUGGUUAGCGUUCAUUGCGUCCUGUUUUUUUCCCUACAAACUUAUUGGGCUUUGCAUGGGUCUUUAUUCUGGAAUCAAGUUUUUUCUCAUAGAUUUUGUAUUCAAACGCUGUCCAAGACUUCGAGACAAAUAUGAUACACCCUAUAUCAUCUGGACAAACCUACCGACAGAUCCACAACUAAAAGAGCGAACAAAUGCAACGGUUUCCAGAAGGGUUCAAAAUGUAUCUAGAAGUAACGUGACUUCUGGGGUUCCACAAGGAGUAAAUAGAGAUGAAGAAGGAGGAAGAUACCAUAAUACUAAAAAGAGCAGCUUUCAUGAGGUGUUCAAUUUAUCUGAAACAGAGCGUCCUCUACCAGCUUGUGACAAUGGCUGGCGUUGCUGCUUAAUUAACAGAGAUCGUAAGAUGCCUACGGACUACAUUCGAAACGGUGUUCUUUAUGUUACAGAAAACUAUUUGUGUUUUGAAAGUUCGAAAUCUGGUUCAUCUAAAAAGAAUAAAGUCAUAAAGCUAACGGAUAUCACAGAUAUUCAAAAGUAUAAAGUGUUGUCUGUGUUGCCAGGAUCUGGGAUGGGUAUUGCAGUAUCCACACCGUCAACUCAGAAGCCACUUGUUUUUGGUGCCAUGGUACAUAGAGAUGAAGCAUUUGAAACCAUUAACAACCAAUAUAUAAAAAUGACAUCUGGAGCAACAAACAGCGAUACCUAGAACAUCCUCCACCUACCAAUCCUGGCUUUAUAACAUUCAUUUUUUGCCUUCCUCCUAUAUUUUGCAAUAAUUUUACUGAAUAGAAGGUUCUAUUUUUCUGCUACAGGAAAUGAGAGUAUUUUUGUGUUGGUCUAUGCAUGAAUGCCUUGAUCUUUGUUUUAAAGCAUCGGUCUCAUGUUUAAGAUGGAGUAUACAUACAAUCAGAGCUACUGUAUCGGUAUACUCUUGUAAUAAGCAGGUCCAAAACCCAAGUGUUCUUUAUGCCCAAAUUAACACGUUCAAGAAAUGGGCUCCGGGAUUGACCUGAUUAUAUGAAGCAGAACUUUGCUUUCCUUUUCUUUUUUUGUUACCUGAACUAAAGUUCUAUAAAAUGUCAUUUGCAGUUCUGUAAUGACAUAAAUGAUCUUAGACCCAGGUUUGACUGAUGUGCCCAUGAGUAAAGGGACAUUAAACCCAAACAUUUUCUUUCAUGAUUCAGAUAGAGAAUACCAUUUUUAAAAAGUUUCCAAUGUACUUCUAUUAUCAAAUUUGUUUCAUUCUCAUGUUAUUCUAUGUUGAAGAGAUACCUAGAUAGGUAGCGUGCACAUGCCUGAACAACUACAUGACAGGAAAUAGUGCUGCAGACACAUGCACACUCUUGAGCUUACAUUUCUGCUUUUCAAAUAAGGAUAACAAGAAAACAAAGAAAAUAUGAUAAUAUAAGUAAAUUAGAAAGUUGUUUAAAAUUUUAUGUUCCAUCUAAAUCAUGAAAGAAAAAAAUUGGGUUUUAUGCCCCUUUAAUACAAAGUUAAACUCUGUAGCCAUUUUUUUUACUAGAAUGCAAACACAUCUUUUCACUUGGUAGUCACAGGCAUAAUCAAAAUUAAAGGGACAGACAAAGUAAAAAUUAAACUUUCAUAAAUCAGAUAGGAAUAAAAGUUGUUUAAAAUUGCAUGCUCUAUUAUCUAAUUGUCUUCAUUCUCUUGGUGUCCUUUGUUGAAAAGCAUUCCUAGGUAGGCUCAGGAGCAGCUGCUGAUUUGUGGCUACACAUGUAUUCUUCUUGCCAUUGGCUCACUGGAUAUGUUUAGCUAGCUCCCAGUACUGCAUUGUUGCAUGUUCAACAAAGGAUACCAAGAGAAAGAAACAAAUUAGAUAAUUGGGAAGUUGUUUAAAAAUGUAUGCUCUAUUUGAAUCAUCAAAGAAAAAAAAAAUGUUUUUCCUUUAAGGGGCUUAAACCUGGAUAAACCAAACCAUGGAUUGCUGCUUUAUUUGUUAAACUAUAUGUACUGUAUCAAAAAAACAUUAAACAGAACUAGAAGCAGCAAAUGAUGAUGCAUUCUAAUAAAUAGGCAUGGGGCUAUGAUGCUUUAAAUGAGAUACUGUUCCUAUGUUUAUCAGUGUUAACGGUAAGAAAAGAGGGCUAGAUUUAAUACUGCUGUUACUUACUUUAUUUUGUCCUAAAUCUGUAUACCUGUGCUUUUAACUCUUGUAGCUUAACCCAUUCAGUGUCACACAGGCUUGCUGAGCACAGCAGUGUUUUGGUGGCUCUGGAGUUGAAGGGGUUGUGUUUUUUUUGUUUUGUUUUUUCAAAAACAUAGUUUUCUUUUUAACAACUUCUGUGUGGGACAACAGCAAUGCACUGUUCGAACAAUACUACACAAUAAAAGGGCAUAAAACACAAAAUUAAA
Messenger RNA from Bombina bombina (fire-bellied toad), 3662 nucleotides. RefSeq names its product GRAM domain containing 4 (gene GRAMD4). Bases 184 to 1995 code for a protein of 603 amino acids. Gene Ontology annotation, biological process: negative regulation of toll-like receptor 9 signaling pathway; apoptotic process. The transcript is spliced from 19 exons. The record is from RefSeq and is a predicted model, not a curated record. Lineage: Eukaryota; Metazoa; Chordata; Amphibia; Anura; Bombinatoridae.